AUGGCUCCCAGCAGAAAGACCGCCACGACUGCAGAAGUUGCUUUGGUACCCCUCAAGUCGUGUCUCGUGAAUUUACCAACUCCAGUCGUUUCACUGCUAGUGAACGCCAACGCAGCUGCCCAAAAUGUCAUUGUGGAAUUACAGUACCGGCCGUCGAAUUCGCAGUCCACCGCUCAGAAGUCAGCGUAUUUGGGAUGGACGGGAAUGCCGAGUAAGCGCAAGCUGGCGCCCGUGGUCAGCAGAGAUGGGAUCAAUUCGAAUUCAUCUGCGAGAGAGCAGGAGGUCUCAUCUAUCGAAAUUGACACCACCUUCGCUAGGGUAUUGGGUUUAGCGGAAGGCCAAAAGGUCGGAUUAUUCCUACACCUUGACAAUCCUAUUGCGCAGACCGUCAAUAUAGAACCUUUGACACCGGCCGACUGGGAGAUUAUCGAACUACACGCCUCAUUUCUAGAGUUGAACUUGCUGCACCAAAUCCGAGCCCUUCCCAAUCCCGGAUAUACUAGUCCAGGGUCAACUCCAUCGAACCAUUUACAUCCACUUACGUUGCACCUUUCCCCAACAUCUACCGCAAAUAUAGUUGUCACGUCGCUCACUCCUGCGCCUCCUUCGACAUCUCCUUUUGCUAAGAUUGCACCCGAUGCGGAAGUCAUAGUUGCACCAAAAGUUCGCCCGAAAUCUGGUAAAGCAAAUAGAGGGGAAAAUCGAAGCACGACUAGUAACAGUCGCAAGAGUGUUGGUGGGAGAAGUAGCAGCAGCACUGUGCGGCCGAAAACUCGGGCAUCCGAAUCCGAUGAACACGCAGUCUAUCUUCGAGGUGUGGACAGGUUACAUGUCGAAGACUGGUUUGACGAAGAGAAUUCUGGCCAUAGCAAUGACGGCCUGAAAGUAUGGGUUGAUCGAAGUGUACUAUCAUCUCGCGAGCUUCGCGGAAAUCAGUGGGUGGCUGUUUCUAUCAUCCAGCCAGCAGGAUUGCAGCCUCCUGUCGACCCGCAGCAACAGUUGCAGCAGAAGGAACAGGAAUCGGGUGAGGCUGGACGGCCAUCGGCAAAGAUUGUGGCCAAGAUCCAACCUUGGGAUGAUGCUCCUGACUCGAAGCACGUUAGUCUCUCGUCACGUCUCUGCGAAGCCCUGAAUUGCUCGGGUAUCAUGGGCGGUAUUGUCCGCGUAGAAGCUGCACCCGCUCCGCUAAGCCCGUCGUCUAUCAAAACGAUCAAAAUACACCCUUUUGUCUCAGAUAUUUUCAAAAAACGGGAUGGUCUUAAAUUUGGCGGAGAAACAGCUGCCUCUCGAAGCGCACUAGCAGAGCGAAUCAAGUUUAUAUUUGGCAGCACUGGUUCGGAUUCUGGCUUCAUGUCAGGACCUCUUACGGAUGGAAUGCUUCUCCCAGCUGUUGAUAAUCAAUUUUCUGCCGGAGCUUUUGACGGCGGUAUCUUGCGCUUUGACCCACCUUUGAAAAGUACGGAAGCUUCAUCUGUGUCAGGAUGGAUCUUGGGGUCAGAGUCUAAGUUCACCAUUGAUGUACAGCCGGAUGUCCCCAAACCGGUAGACGCUACAUUAUCCAGUAUACCUACAGACGAGCGGAUAUCUGUAUCGCCACCGGCUAUGGUCGGGAUCGAUUCGCUCAUUAACCAAAGCUUAACGAGUUUGUCAAGGGGUUCGUCUAUCCUGUUGACCGGAGGUCUCGGAUCUGGUAAGACAUCGCUGUGCCACUUGCUAGCAGCCCAACUACGAGAAGAACAACUUUGCAAUGUGACCUAUUUCCCCUGCCGCAAGUUGGUUACGGACGAAACCCGUGUUUCUACCAUUAAGGAGACCUUGACCAGACUAUUCAUGUCUGCAUCGUGGUGCGCUCGCCUUGGUGGGACAGCUCUUGUGAUCCUUGAUGACUUGGACAAACUAUGUCCUGUGGAAACGGAACUUCAAGUUGGAGGAGAAAAUGGGCGCAGUCGCCAGGUCAGCGAAAUCAUAUGCUCGAUUGUUCGCCAGUAUUGCACAACAACAUCUUCCGUCGUGUUCUUAGGUACCGCACAGUCAAAGGAAUCUCUGAACAAUAUCAUCGUCGGUGGCCAUGUUGUGCGAGAAAUCUUAAGCUUAAAAGCUCCGGAUAAGGAGGGCCGACGUAAAGUGUUGGACAAGCUGAUGAGUCAAGAUAAGGAUGAUUAUGCUCUUAAAGGUCAUCACCGCAACGAAAGUGGAUCGACGGAGGAGUCAUGGCUGGACCCCUCAAAUCCUGGAAGCCGGCCAGGUUCGUCUGGAGCAGACGGAUUUGUGCUGGCACGAGACUUGGAUCUCCUGGAUUUAGCGGGCAAAACGGAUGGGUACAUGCCUGGAGAUCUUGUGUUGUUAGUUUCUCGGGCUAGAAACGAAGCUUUGAUUCGAUCGGUGCAGGAUACCAGUGCAGAUUCCACAAAGAUCGCAUUGACGAUGGGCGAUUUUGAGCGAGCCUUGAAGGGAUUUACGCCUGCAUCUCUUCGAAACGUCACAUUAACAUCCUCUUCCACGACCUUUUCUUCCAUAGGUGGUCUUCAUGCCACCCGCCAAACCCUUCUAGAAACCUUGGAAUACCCUACGAAAUAUGCUCCUAUUUUUGCGCAGUGUCCUCUUCGCUUGCGAUCAGGUUUGUUGCUGUAUGGCUUUCCCGGCUGUGGUAAGACGUUACUUGCUAGUGCAGUGGCUGGUGAGUGUGGCCUGAAUUUCAUCAGUGUGAAAGGUCCAGAAAUUUUGAACAAGUAUAUCGGAGCAAGUGAGAAAAGCGUCCGUGACCUUUUUGAACGCGCUGAAGCUGCACGACCUUGUAUUUUAUUUUUCGAUGAAUUCGAUAGUAUCGCACCAAAGCGUGGACACGACUCGACUGGUGUUACAGAUCGAGUGGUCAAUCAGCUGUUGACGCAAAUGGAUGGUGCCGAGGGCCUUUCUGGCGUGUAUGUACUAGCCGCAACAUCAAGGCCGGACCUGAUUGACCCGGCUCUGCUUCGUCCUGGACGUCUUGACAAGAGUCUUCUGUGCGAUAUGCCCUCGCAUGAUGAUCGUAUUGACAUUAUUAAAGCCGUGAGCAAGAAACUCAAGCUUAGCCCUGAUGUCGAGUCUCGCGUUGGUGAAAUUGCUUCUCGGACAGAAGGAUAUUCUGGAGCUGAUAUCCAGGCUGUCAUCUACAAUGCCCAUCUUGAGGCAAUCCACGAUCUUCUAGGUGAUCGCUCAAUGUCAGCGUCAAAUUCAACUACAAAGAAGACAAAUGGCACACAUGCCAACGGGACAGACGCAUCAAGCAAAUCGUUUAUACAAUUCCUCUACUCCGAGCAAGAAGCAGACAAGUCGAACGGCGGCGUCAAUGCUAAACUUGAACCCCCAGCAGUGAUCGCUGCAAGGUUGGCAGCUCUGAAACAGGCACGGCGCCGUCAGCGACAGGCCGAACAUGGUACUCAUGCCGAUACCGCCGAGGGCCAUGAACAACAACGAGCCAAUGGUACGGUGGUAGAUGAUGCUCGUGACGAAGUGAUUAUUAAAUGGGAGCACGUUGAGCGCUCAUUAUCGACGACUCGGUCUUCCCUCAGUGAUCGUGAACGGCGGCGCUUAGAAGCUAUUUACCGUGAGUUUGUGGUUGGUCGAAACGGGGAAAUGCCGAAUGGCGAGGGUGCGAGAGAGGUUGGAGGAAGGACAAGCUUGAUGUGA
Messenger RNA from Talaromyces stipitatus ATCC 10500, 3669 nucleotides. Its product is annotated as peroxisome biosynthesis protein (PAS1/Peroxin-1), putative. Gene Ontology annotation, cellular component: cytosol; peroxisome; peroxisomal membrane. The transcript is spliced from 4 exons. Gene Ontology annotation, molecular function: ATP hydrolysis activity; ATP binding. The coding region runs from base 1 to 3669 and encodes 1222 amino acids. NCBI's taxonomy places the organism in Eukaryota, Fungi, Ascomycota, Eurotiomycetes, Eurotiales, Trichocomaceae. Gene Ontology annotation, biological process: protein import into peroxisome matrix. The record is from RefSeq and is a predicted model, not a curated record.